AUGUCCCCUGAGGUCCUUACCCUAUAUGAAUUCCUUGACGUGGUAAAUACAGGAUCCUCUACAUCUCAGAAAGUGACAGACCUAAGGCUGUGGGCAUCCUGGCAAGCACACAUGGAUGAAAAGAUGGGUGGCAAGCGCCCUGGCCUGGUCAACGCAGAUGAGACAUUCUUCCUGCACUGGAAUAGCGAGGCAGAUGAGAACAGCGUCCUGUUCCUUACCGUUAUGGAACUGCUUCUUUACAGGCCACAAGUGCAAGCCAAUUACGAUACAAUGUUUCUUCUGCCUCUUACUCAGACAUCUAACAGGGCUGUCAUAAUCAAGUCUCUGUGCGGUCAUUCCCUCCCGGCUGACGAGGAAGUUGACGAAUCCGCUGCUGCUAACAAUACUGCCCCUGCUGUUGCUACUGGUAAUACUGACGCCCUAGAUGAGCAUUCCAAGCGAAACGAGAAGCGGUAUGGAACGACCGAUGGCCAGCGGCACAUGUGCGGCGUGGAAACGGGCAAAAAGAAGAAUGAACUAAACAGUGGUGGCAUCAGCACUGUUGAGAGAGCAAAUGUUGCUUCUGCUACUGCCAAAGCCUUCAACACAACCGUUCCUGGACGUAGUCGGGAUUUUCAUGAUGGGAACCGAGGCAACGACAAUGUUUUCGAUGAGCGGGCUAGAGCCACUACUCAGGCUGGGUUCACUUAUCCCGGCUUCACCUUUCCCGGCUUCACUCGUCCCAGAUUCACUCAGCCUGGCCUUACUUAUCCCAGACCCUUCACUGAUACAACCAGAACCACCACCUAG
Molecule: messenger RNA, 789 nt
Organism: Colletotrichum higginsianum IMI 349063
Lineage: Eukaryota; Fungi; Ascomycota; Sordariomycetes; Glomerellales; Glomerellaceae
Exons: 2
Coding region: 1-789 (262 amino acids)
Source: RefSeq, a predicted model, not a curated record